AUGGGACGGGUUAUGCAAAUCGCUGCAUUCUCCCUGGCCGAAGUGAGCUACGCUGUUGGUGGAGAUAUCGGCUACCAAGUUCAAGAAUCAGCCAAGCAAGCACGAUUCCGUGUGCGGGCCAAACAAGAGAAUGUCUCCGGUGUCUUCCUGCCGCAGUUUGAGAGCUACACAGAGGAAGGGAUCAAUGACUUUGGCUUGACCGGUCUCGGAAAGGGUGGUCAACAGGUCCAGCGGUGUCGGGAGACAUAUGCUCGAGCGGUGGAGACAUUAGUGGAACUUGCGAGUCUACAGACUGCGUUUGUGAUCUUAGACGAGGUUAUCAAAGUUGUCAAUCGACGAGUGAAUGCGAUUGAGCACGUCAUUAUUCCUCGAACCGAGAACACUAUAAAAUAUAUCAAUUCGGAACUCGAUGAAUUGGACAGAGAGGAGUUCUACCGAUUGAAGAAGGUUUCAAACAAGAAGCAGCGGGAUAGCGCCGCCGCUGAUGCCGAAAUUGUAGCUGCUAGGGAAAGGGAGGCUGCGGACAAGCGGGCCGCUGAAGUCGAAGCGGUGCCAGAAGCCCCAGACGUUCUGGGGGAGAAUGAAGACGCCGAUGUCAUUUUCUAG
Molecule: messenger RNA, 606 nt
Organism: Aspergillus fischeri NRRL 181
Lineage: Eukaryota; Fungi; Ascomycota; Eurotiomycetes; Eurotiales; Aspergillaceae
Product: H(+)-transporting V1 sector ATPase subunit D
Exons: 5
Coding region: 1-606 (201 amino acids)
Biological process (GO): vacuolar acidification
Cellular component (GO): fungal-type vacuole membrane; vacuolar proton-transporting V-type ATPase complex
Molecular function (GO): proton-transporting ATPase activity, rotational mechanism
Source: RefSeq, a predicted model, not a curated record